AUGGACCGACAAAAGAAACGGGUCGUACUCCGAGCGGUGAAUUCGAUGAGCUCACUAUCCACGAACGUCGAACAAAAGGGAGUACAAGGGAUGCGAGCAGUGAACUCGUUAUGCUCGAUAUCAUCCGAGCUGGACGACAGCGACCUACUGGCUCUGCUUCUUGACAGACCAAGAGUGAAACUCGAACGGAAUAAUUCAUACGACGAGAAGUCUUUCAAUGACUUAAGCCUCUACGACAGUGCACACUCACUGGACGGUAGGUCUGGUUGGGAAACUCCGGUUUUCUCCAUGAACCCUCACCCAAUGGUCACAGAAGCUUGGGAGGCUCUACGCCGGUCUCAAGUCUACUUCCGAGGACAACCUGUAGGAACCAUCGCCGCCUACGACCAUGCUUCUGAGGAGGUCUUGAACUAUGAUCAGGUAUUCGUACGGGAUUUUGUACCGAGUGCUCUUGCAUUCUUGAUGAAUGGAGAACCGGAGAUUGUGAAGAACUUUCUUCUCAAGACGCUUCAUAUCCAGGGACAAGACAAAAGGAUCGAUAGGUUCAAGCUCGGGGACGGUGCAAUGCCAGCGAGCUUUAAAGUUCUCCAUAACCCUAUCAAGAAGACGGAUACGAUCAUUGCUGACUUUGGAGAGAGCGCUAUUGGGAGGGUGGCUCCAGUUGAUUCAGGCUUCUGGUGGAUCAUUCUCCUUAGAGCUUACACAAAGUCCACAGGAGACCAUUCUUUAGCUGAGAGACCCGAGUGCCAAAAGGGAAUGAAGCUUAUACUCUCUUUGUGUCUCUCUGAGGGUUUUGAUACUUUUCCUACUUUGCUUUGUGCGGAUGGUUGCUCCAUGAUCGACAGGAGAAUGGGUGUUUAUGGAUACCCCAUCGAGAUCCAAGCUCUCUUUUUCAUGGCUCUUCGAUCCGCACUCUCAAUGCUAAAACAAGACACUGAAGGAAAAGAGUUCAUGGACAAGAUAGUGAAGCGGCUUCACGCGAUGAGCUUCCACAUGCGAAGCUACUUUUGGCUCGAUUUUCAGCAGCUAAAUGACAUUUACCGUUACAAGACGGAGGAAUACUCACACACGGCCGUUAACAAGUUCAACGUCAUCCCCGACUCCAUCCCGGACUGGCUCUUAGACUUCAUGCCUCUACGAGGUGGCUACUUCGUUGGAAACGUCAGUCCUGCCCACAUGGAUUUCAGGUGGUUUGCGUUGGGGAAUUGUAUCGCUGUCCUUGCCUCCUUGGCCACGCAAGAGCAGUCCAUGGCAAUCAUGGACUUGAUCGAGGCUCGGUGGGAGGAACUGGUCGGAGAGAUGCCGUUGAAGAUAUGUUAUCCGGCAAUGGAGAGUCACGAAUGGCGGAUCGUUACUGGUAGCGACCCUAAGAACAUAAGGUGGAGUUACCACAACGGAGGCUCUUGGCCAGUGCUUCUAUGGUUACUAACGGCGGCCAGCAUAAAGACCGGACGGCCACAAAUAGCACGACGGGCAAUAGACUUGGCAGAGGCACGGCUGUUGAAGGACGGAUGGCCGGAGUACUACGACGGAAAGUCAGGAAGGUUCAUCGGAAAACAGGCCAGGAAAUUUCAGACAUGGUCAAUCGCUGGCUAUUUGGUGGCCAAGAUGAUGAUGGAUGAUCCAACGCAUGUGGGAAUGAUCUCAAUGGAAGAAGAGAAACAUAUGAAACCUGUUCUUAAUAGAUCAUCUUCUUGGACUUGAAUUAUAUAUUUCCGUUUGUGCAUGUACCUUUGAUAUUUACAAUUUACAACAACAAUAUUACAAAAACAUUCGUAA
Messenger RNA from Eutrema salsugineum, 1779 nucleotides. Its product is annotated as probable alkaline/neutral invertase F. Lineage: Eukaryota; Viridiplantae; Streptophyta; Magnoliopsida; Brassicales; Brassicaceae. Gene Ontology annotation, molecular function: endo-alpha-N-acetylgalactosaminidase activity; sucrose alpha-glucosidase activity. Gene Ontology annotation, biological process: sucrose catabolic process. The transcript has 4 exons. Bases 1 to 1704 code for a protein of 567 amino acids. The record is from RefSeq and is a predicted model, not a curated record.